AUGUCCUCGGUUCCUACCCUGCCACUUCACCCGCCAUCAUUAGCUGAGCAAAGCGCUACCUUCGAUGCUCGCGUUCAGGACGUCUCCGCUUUCUUUUCCUCGCCCCGCUUCGCUUCUAUCACCCGUCCCUAUACCGCUCAUGAUGUAGCACUAAAGCAGGGCUCCGCCCCUGUACUUCCCCUUCCAUCAACACUCCUUGCUAACAAGCUCUUCGCCUUAUUCACCGAGGCAGCUGCCAAAGGUCAACCUGUGCCUACCAUGGGUGCCAUUGACCCUGUUCAAAUGACCCAAAUGGCAAGGCAUCAACAAGUCGUGUACGUCUCUGGUUGGGCCGCAAGCUCACUUUUAACUACGGGCAACAAUGAAGUUGGUCCUGAUUUCGGAGAUUACCCUUAUACAACCGUCCCAAACCAAGUUCACCGUCUCUUCCGCGCGCAGCAACUUCAUGACCGGAAGCAUUAUGAUGAACGUAUGUCCGCAUUGCUAGAAAAGCGUGCAGAAGUUUCGUACAUCGACUAUUUACGACCAAUUAUUGCGGACGGUGAUACUGGCCAUGGAGGAACCUCUGCUGUCAUGAAACUCACAAAACUCUUUGCUGAGUCAGGUGCCUCAGCCAUACAUUUCGAGGACCAACUUCACGGCGGCAAGAAAUGCGGACACCUUGCAGGGAAGGUUAUUGUACCCCCAAGCACACAUGUAUCACGGCUUGUCGCGGCCCGUUUCCAACUUGACAUGCUUCUAUCACCGAUGUUACUCAUUGGCCGCACUGAUGCUGAAAGUGGCAAACUCCUUUCUACCAGCGUUGAUCCUGUUGAUCACCCAUAUAUCCUCGGUACUACAACGCAAGGAAAGCCCCUCAGUGAAGCUCUAGCGCGAGCCACAAGCAGCGCAGAUGCAGCCAGAAUUGAGAAUGAAUGGGACUCGCUGAACGAGUUGAUCACUUUCGAUCAAGCCGUCGAACGAGUGUUAUUGUCUAGCAAUAGUUCGAACCCACGCGGCGUGUUUGAGCAGUACAAGAAGGCGGUUGUCGGUAAAUCAAACUUCGAAGCGCGUCAGAUUGCUCGGGAGGCUGUUGGCCGAGAUAUCCAAUGGAACUGGGACCUCCCCCGCACACCCGAAGGCUUCUAUCGAACUACUGGUGGCCUUCAGGCAGCUAUUGACCGCGCCCUUAUAUAUGCACCAUAUGCGGACCUGUUGUGGUUGGAGACCGGUAAGCCAGACUUAGAAGAGGCAAGAACCUUUGCGAGAAAGAUCCGGGAGAAAUACCCUGGCAAAUGGUUUGUAUACAAUUUGAGCCCCAGCUUCAACUGGGGGAAAGCAGGGUUCAGCGAUUCAGAUCUGAAGAACUUCAUAUGGGAACUCGGAAAGGAAGGAUUUGUCUUGCAACUGAUCUCCCUUGCUGGGCUUCAUAGCAAUGCCGCUGCUACUGCCGAGCUCGCUGCUCGGUUCAAGGAUGACGGUAUGCUUGCUUACGUAGAACUCGUGCAACGCAAGGAGAAGGAAAUCGGCUGCGAUGUCCUCACGCAUCAAAAGUGGAGCGGUGCCAACUACCUUGAUUCGAUAAUCCAGACUGUAUCUGCGGGAUCGUCAAGCACGUCUGCUAUUGGGAAGGACUCGACAGAACAUAAUUUUUGA
This is a messenger RNA of Suillus clintonianus, 1635 nucleotides long. RefSeq names its product isocitrate lyase and phosphorylmutase. The coding region runs from base 1 to 1635 and encodes 544 amino acids. Gene Ontology annotation, molecular function: isocitrate lyase activity; methylisocitrate lyase activity. NCBI's taxonomy places the organism in Eukaryota, Fungi, Basidiomycota, Agaricomycetes, Boletales, Suillaceae. Gene Ontology annotation, cellular component: mitochondrial matrix. The transcript is spliced from 10 exons. The record is from RefSeq and is a predicted model, not a curated record.